Molecule: messenger RNA, 1830 nt
Organism: Ruditapes philippinarum (Manila clam)
Lineage: Eukaryota; Metazoa; Mollusca; Bivalvia; Venerida; Veneridae
Product: annetocin receptor-like
Exons: 1
Coding region: 155-1462 (435 amino acids)
Biological process (GO): neuropeptide signaling pathway
Cellular component (GO): membrane
Molecular function (GO): G protein-coupled peptide receptor activity
Source: RefSeq, a predicted model, not a curated record
UACUAAGAAAUUAGAUUAGUUUAUAAUGAUGUUGAGAAUCCAGGGAUAAAAUAAAUUAACACUUUCUGUUCCACAGUUCAAAGGACAAACUAAAUUGAACUUACAUUUAAAUGCCAGUCAUCAGACAGAAAAACAUAUUGUUUUGUGACUAAACAUGGGAAGCAAAGCAAUGGAAAAUAGCAAUAUGGAAAUAACAACAAUGCAACACGCUACGCUGGAAGAAACUACAAUGCACCAAGGCACCACAAUUGAGAAUGACUACAUAUUAAGUCUUGUUCAAUGGGAUAUUACAAAAAGGCUUCUUCCAGUGAUAGUGAUCUUGUAUCUGUUGGUAACCAUAGGUAUAGUUGGAAAUAUUUUCGCCAUCGCUUUUUACGUACAAUCAUCCAAACGUACACCACCUUCUUUACUGAUAACGUGUUUGGCCUUCGCUGACUUAGGGACAUGCAUUGCAGCUAUUCCAAUCAUUUCCGAAAUGAUGGUGAACGUGAACUACUCUCUUGAAAUCGUAUGCAAGCUCACCCAUUUCCUUGGUCUCUGGUCUGGUGCUUGCGCUUGUUACGUACUAUGGUUAAUAUCAAUUGAUAGAUACAGAAAGAUUUGCUAUCCUCUAGGGAAACAAAUGACAGUUUCGACUGUGAAAUAUUUAGUGAUUGGAGUUACAUCAUUUUCAUUACUGUUAGCUGUGAGACUUCUUGUAACUUUUAAUAUCGUUGAAGUUGAGGUAAAUGUUGACGGUGUAAAUAAAACAGUCACUGGUCUAUAUUGCGCUGCAGACGAUGAUUAUGAUCUAAUUUCGCUUGUCUUCUACUCCAUUGACUUCUUAAUGAUCUUGAUGAUUUGGAUAACAGUGGUCGGGACGUACUCUAAAAUUAUAUAUACCGUUGUAAAGCGGAGACUUUAUUUGACAAAAUCCUCAUUAUCUAUACAAAAUAGCCUCUACGUCACACAAACAAGGAGUGUUAGGAAAAGUACAAAGAAUACCAUUUCCAAAAAGGAACGGAUAUUUAGUGAUAGAGAUACAGUGAAAGGAAUGAACUUUCAUAAGAUAGAAUUAGAUGAUAUAUCAACAUCUGAAAUAGGUACCAAUGAUACAGGGAUUUAUACAAUACCAAACCGUAACGAGGUACAGACAGAAAAACAAAGUACCAGUUCAGAAAAUCGACCUCAAAAACCUACUUUUGACUAUUCAAACGUGAGGAGUCCAUCUGAAGUUAAAAUAACCUUCAUGAUGUUUGCCGUGUCAAUGAUCUUCAUUCUUUGUUUCACCCCAUAUUUUGCAAUUCGCAUUUUCAUAAGAAUAGUGCUGCAUUCUGGUAAGGAAUAUGAUUUUAGCGCCGGUAUUCAAUUUGCUUUAAAAUUGCCAUAUGUCAACAGUGCCUUUAACCCGAUUAUAUAUUACAUUUUCAAUCCAAACUUAAGGCGAUAUGUUUAUGUUCGUCUGACUAAGUGUUGGUCUUAAAAAAAUCGAUGUGUGAGUUCUAAUUAUUUUUUUUUCAUAGACAACGUUAUUUUACUGAUCAGAAAACAAAUUGAACGAACGUUAGUACAAUAAUGGAAACGCGUUGUGUUGUUGAAGAAGAAGCAGAAGAAGAAGAAGCAAAAUACAGUAACAACAAAAAACAAACAAAAAACCCAAACAACCCUAAGUCACAAAAGCAAAACAAACAGCAAAAACAAACAAACAAAACACAAUAAGUUUAUUUAAAAAGAGACUCAGAUGCGGUAAAUGAACGAUGGUGAAAACGCGAUGGUACUAUGAUGAAAACACGAUACUUUCAGACUUUUAAUUCAAUUCAAAGCAUCUUCAGUUUGUUUAUAACUAUUACA